AUGGGAAUCUUUAUAUCCUAUGUGGAUACCGCCAUUGUCAAAGCUAAUAAUCGGAGCUUGAGCUUUGUCCUGCUUGUCUAUAUCAUGUUGAGCUUCCUCUGUGUGUUCUUGUUCCUUGGUCAUCCACUGGAUAUAACCUGCAUACUGCGUGUCACCACUUUUGGUAUCAUCUUCUCUACGGCUGUGUCCUCUCUUCUGGCCAAAACAAUCAUGGUUUACAUUGCUUUUACAGCCGCCAAACCUGGCAGCUACUGGAGGAAAUGGAUUGGAAGCAAACUUCCGAAUUCUGUAGUAUUACUGCUUUCAUCUGUUCAGGUUAUGAUAUGUCUUGCUUGGUUGUCUGUAUCUCACCCGUUUCAGGAAAUGGACAUUUAUUCUUAUCUGGACAAGAUCGUCAUUCAGUGUAAUGAAGGGUCAGUUAUCGGGUUCUACUCUGUGUUGGGUUAUAUGGGGUUUCUGGCAGCUGUGAGUUUUGUUCUGGCUUUCAUGGUGAGGACAUUACCGGACAGUUUUAAUGAGGCCAAGUACAUC
Messenger RNA from Nanorana parkeri, 531 nucleotides. RefSeq names its product vomeronasal type-2 receptor 26-like. Gene Ontology annotation, biological process: G protein-coupled receptor signaling pathway. Lineage: Eukaryota; Metazoa; Chordata; Amphibia; Anura; Dicroglossidae. The annotation marks the transcript as partial. The record is from RefSeq and is a predicted model, not a curated record. Gene Ontology annotation, molecular function: G protein-coupled receptor activity. Gene Ontology annotation, cellular component: membrane. The transcript has a single exon.